ACAUUUCAGAUUUCCCGGUCACCAUAUGAGUCUGUGAGGACAAAUUUCUUCAUUUGGUUGGCCGUGGUGAAACCGGCCCCUUGACGGCGUGGCGAUCCAUGAUUCCGUGAUUGAACAGGAUUGCAGCCACUCGGGGGUCGUCUUCUCAUCCGUGCAUGCCUCAAAACACAGAUCUGAGACUCAAUCCGAUGGUAAAUCUGGUUCUUAUGCUAAUUUUUUUUGGGAACAAGGAAGUUUCCAGCGGAGUUUUUUCCCAAACAUGUCAUCAAAAUCCAGCCUACAUUUUCAAGUUUCGUGGAUGAAUGAGGCCGCUUAAAUCCAUGGGGAUUUCUAUGGGUGGUUGUCCCUCUCUGCGUGCCAAUGAUUUCCAAAGAAGAUAAACAGCCCUUUAUGUUUUUACGAGUAUUCAUUCAUUCAUUCAUCCCUCUCCUCGGUCAACUUUUUCCUCUAAAACGUUUUGGCAGUUGGCCGAAAUGGUUAUGAGAAUAGGAAGAAAAAGUUUUGUAUUUAUGAGCCUGCCAAUUUCGCAGUCGCAGCCACAUUCACUCUUUGUUCAGUGUCCCAUCGGUGUCUGAUUUAGCAAUAACAUUUCAGAUUUCUGGUUACAUAUGAGUCUUUGAGGAUACAUUUCUUCAUUUCGAUGGCCACGGUGAAACCAGUCCCUUGAUGGCGUAGCAGUCCAGGAUCCAGAGUGUUUUUGCAUGAUCAGAUUUGCAGCCACUGGUAGAAAAGAAGAAAUGUAUUGUCAGAUUGAGUCUCUAAACCAUUUUAUUUUGGAGUGUCAUUUUAAUUAUGUAACUGAAAGGUAACCACGUGUGACCAGGAUAUAUUUCUUCUUUUCAUCCAUUCAUGUCUUAAAACACAGAUCCGACUCACUCUGAUGAUAAAUUUGGUUCUGCAGUUUGCCAGUAAUAAUGUUUCUACCUAAAUCUUAUGAGGCUGCAGGGAAAUGUGAGGUUUCUAAGGGUGGUUUCCUUCGCUGUUAGCCAAUGAUUUUUCUUUUCAUAGUUAACAACCCUUUGUAAAAACAGUACGGAGUAUGAAUUUGACAUAUUUGUGGUAAUGGUCUGAUAAGGAUUGGCAUUUGUCAGGGUGGUUGCCCCUCUCUGCAUGCCAUGAUUCUGGAUGCAUACUUGUGUGUCUAUUAGGGCCCGUUCUCUUCAACUUGUUUUCAAUGAAAUCAGGUCAGGUCGGCAGAUUAGACCAGAUUAGAAACAGAUACAAAGUCAAGUUUAGUUUAUGAGUUAUGACCUCUAUUAUUUUAACAAAUAAAAAAUCAUCUCAUUUUUUUAGAAAUAUUGGAUAAAUAAAAAAAUCAAAAACAUAAAUUAUAAAAUUUGUUCCGGAUAUUUCAUUGACCGGAUCUAAAAUUUCGGAUAUUUGAAACUCGGAUAUCUGGAUGGUUAUAGACCGUGAACCCAACGCUAACGGUUCUCAUCACCUCACAGUUCUCACUACAGCAACGCUCUUUAAGCAUGGAGAUGAAUUGGAAGCCGAAGUGAUAUAUUGUGACUUCCACUACAAUCUUAUAGUUGUGAGGGUUGAAUCAAAUUGCUCAAUGCCGGUUGCAAAUAUGAAAUUUGUGGAUGAUGUUCUUCCUAUGGAUCCAGAUGAGAUGAGUUACUCCUGCGUAUUUUCCAACUCAAGCCAUAUUCUGAUCGCGCCAAGUUAAUACCGGGUGAUUUGGUUAUAGGUCUUAGGCACCAUCAUGAUGGUGACCUCAUAAAUGCCGUUGGUACUAAUUUGGCGCGAUCAGAAUGUGGUUUGAGUUGGAAAGAAUGUGGGAGUAACUCAUUUGGAUCCAUAGAAGAACAUGAUCCACCAACUUCAUAUUUGCAUUCGGUAUUGAGCAAUUUGAUUCAACCCUCACAGCUAUAAGCAGCUAUAAGAUUGCAGUGGAAGUCACAACAUAUCACUUCGGCUUCCAAUUCAUCUCUUUUCAGCAAACACACGUCAACCUGUUGAAAGUUUUUUGAAAACAUGAACCAACUAUAAAAUAACCAUUUCAAAAUAAAUAAAAACCAAAAAAAUAUCCGAACAGUUAAGAAUAAAAGCAAACAUAGUAAAGGAAACUUCAUGUG
This is a messenger RNA of Cuscuta campestris, 2081 nucleotides long. NCBI's taxonomy places the organism in Eukaryota, Viridiplantae, Streptophyta, Magnoliopsida, Solanales, Convolvulaceae. The record is from the annotation of a GenBank genome assembly.